Brachypodium distachyon (stiff brome) is the source of this 2058-nucleotide messenger RNA. RefSeq lists its product as uncharacterized. The coding region runs from base 1 to 2058 and encodes 685 amino acids. The record is from RefSeq and is a predicted model, not a curated record. NCBI's taxonomy places the organism in Eukaryota, Viridiplantae, Streptophyta, Magnoliopsida, Poales, Poaceae. The transcript has 7 exons.
AUGGCCCCCGAUGCCGGGGCGGCCCCUUCAACGGUUCCCGCGACGACCCGGGCCGCGGCAUCCCCACGAGCACCCACGGCCCCACCCGCUCGGGGGAUCUUCCGGGGUUUCACGCUCCGGCGCAAGCCCCCGAAGGCCGAUUCGUUGGCAAGCGCCGGCAAGAGGGAAAGGGACAAUUCUCCGCCUGCCGCGCCGAGCAAGAAGGCGUGCACGGACACCAGCAGCGGCGCCGACCGAGCUGACACAGGGGCCUAUGGCGCCGCCACCGCAUCCGCCGGCGUCCUAGCCCCGAUGGAGAUGGCGCUGGCAACAGGCCCAAGCACGCCCGCACCAGGAGCGGGCGCUACGGUGGUUAACUUCGACUUCGACGUCAAGGUUACGGCGACGACGGAGGAGCCGGAGGCAGUCCCCACGCCAAGCCCUGUCAUGCCAGCCGCAGCGGCAGCGGCGACCACCGCCGCCACCGGGACGGCGUCCGGCGACACGCCAGUGGCCGCAGACGCUGCUGGCGCGGAUUCUUCUGCCACCCAGCAGGGGGCGGAGCUCUACCGGCGGCUGGAGGCUCAGCGCGCCGAGCUCCAGGGAGCUCUGGACUUGCUAGCGGCGGCCCAGGCGGAAACCAAGAAGGAGCACGCUGAGGUGCUCGCUGCGGCCCAGGCUCGGAUCGACGAGAAGGGCGGUCUAAUCCCCAACUAUCUCGGCGAGAUCCAAGGCCUGUGCGUCAAGCUGGAGGUGCAGAUCAAGGCCACCGCAAGUGCGGUGGACGCGUCAGUCCGACACGAGAUCCAGCUCCACGCUGCCAAGGACAAAGCAGCCCGGCUCGAGACCGAGUUGGCCACUGUCCAGGAGGAGCUCGCCAAGGCCGGCGAGCCCAACGCGACCCAGGCCGUGCAGCUCGCGUUGCUGGCGAGCCGCCUCCACAAGGCCAAGAAGGCCGUGGAGGUGGACGGCACAGAUGUCUCCACGCUGAUCCCGUUCUUCUCCGACUUGGUGGGGAAUUUCACGGUGCUCGACGUCUGGAUCGCCAAGUUUGGCACUGAUGAGGUUGCCAACUGCGCCCGGGAGAUGGCUGCCAACGGAGAGUUUCACCAGGCUGGACAGGGCGACUUUCCUUUUGAGGCACAGCUACGUGAUGUGACCACAUACCUGCGCAUGCCUUCACCAGAGUUCCGUGCUUACCGUUACGCGGACCGCCCAGGACACGUCGACAUCAGCGCCAAGAUCCGUGGACGUCAGGUUUACCCCGUCACCAGGGACGUCACCUUCACCGUGGAAGCAGAUACCUGGGAGGCUGGCCUGAUAAAGGCUAUGCAGGAGGCUCUUGCCCGUAUCUGCGGCGACGCCCAACAGUACGACGACCUCGAGCGUUACCUCGACAGUGUCCAGAGUCAGCAUGAGGUCACUAGGAUCAUCUCAGAUGCACACCUCCACGCCCGAGAUGAGCUGAACCGGGAGUUAGCCCUGGCUGAUGUCCAGAUCGCCGCCCUCAAGCGGGAGAAUGAUCUGCUGAAGACCAAGGACAUGGAGUCACAGCAGAAGGGUCAGGAACUGGAGGCCCUGAACAAAGACGCCAAGGACGAGUUGCAGCAGCUUCAGGAGACAGCUGUCAUACAGCAAGAGGAGCUAGGGGAAGCAGUAGAUGAGAAGGAGGAACUAAAGAAUCAGAUCAAUAGCUUUGAGAUGGAAGUGCACCUUCUCAAGGGAACCAUUUCCACCCUCCGGGAAGAGCUGGAGGAGGCACGUGACAAUGGAGAGGAUGUUCAGGCUAAGGAUGAGGCUUUCCUCAGCAAUGACGAGGACUACGAGGAGGAGAUGCAGUUCACAGUUGAGGUACAGAAGCUCCUCCUGGGGAUUCUGCUCGCCUCCCGCAAACUGCUCCUGACUGUGCCUGCAGCAGGAGCGGGCGCCAUGGUGGUUGACCUCGGCUCUGACGCCGAGGACGCAGGGACGAGAAAGGAGCCGGAAGGGGCUCCUGCACCUAGCUCCCCCGCGGCGGACACGGUGGUGGCGGCGCCCGCCGCGCUAGCCGGGGGCGCGGAUCCCACGGCCACCCCGUAG